This is a messenger RNA of Malassezia globosa CBS 7966, 672 nucleotides long. RefSeq lists its product as uncharacterized. The transcript is spliced from 2 exons. Lineage: Eukaryota; Fungi; Basidiomycota; Malasseziomycetes; Malasseziales; Malasseziaceae. The coding region runs from base 1 to 672 and encodes 223 amino acids. Gene Ontology annotation, biological process: tRNA threonylcarbamoyladenosine modification. Gene Ontology annotation, cellular component: nucleus; EKC/KEOPS complex; cytosol. The record is from RefSeq and is a predicted model, not a curated record.
AUGGAAACAAUAUACUUGCCAGCAGUAUUUCCAGAUGAUUACAGAUGCGUGUACAUCGCACAAUUCGACCAUGUAAAAAAUGGCAGUGAGUUGCGACAUGCGCUGGUGCAAGCAUCCAAGACACCGGUGCACUCAGAUGAGCGCCGAAGGAUGGACAUGGCAUUCGUUGAUGCACGCCUCGUGUGCAGCCGACAACAACUCAUAACGGCAAUUUUACAGGCCAUCGUUGGUGCACAGAGACGUGACAUAAAAAGGGAAGAGCUAGAGCCGCUAGCUAUAACGGGGCUUAAAACACCAUCAAUCCACUCAGACAUUUUGUGGACACUCAAUCCGAAUAACAAUAUCGGAGAUGCACUUCGCCGUUUUGGUGUAUCAGCAGCUACUAGCUCACUCCUGUUGGUGCACGUGGCCAAAGCGCCUCCGGAGGGACCACAACCCCAAGCUGUUGCGCAACAAAUGAACGACCUGGUCGAUGGCACACUACUGCAUGGUAUAGCCCUAAGCAUGGAUGCCUCUUCCGAUGCGACAGGUGACAAAAUACCCGCUGAAGCUUGGAAAGACGUGGGCAAAACAUAUAAGAUACAAGAUGCACCCGCUUACUUGCAACACGAUACCCAGCAGGUGAAUGCAUGUAUUUGCUCUAUGGUAGCUUCCAAGUAUGUUGGAUUGUAA